AUGGGCUUCAUAUCAAGCCUCCUCAACUUCUACACCAGCUACCUCGACCUCGUCAGCACAGCCUACGAAGUCUCCCCAUCAUUGCAAAAGGAGCGCAAGAACAGGCGCAAGAGCAAGCGCAAGAUCGACAAAAAGUGCCAUCUCGGCACUUGCAUUCAGCAUCAAGACGAGAAGAAGUGUUCUCCCGAGCACAAUUGUGCGCCGCCGACUGCGGCUGCGCCAGAUUGGAUCUGUCCUGGAGCGUAUUAUGCGCAGCGGGCACGGCUCGUGAGGUACCAUCGAGUGAGAAGGACGAAUAGGACGACGACGGGGGCUUUGGUGAGCCGAGGCCUGGGAGGGUGUUGUUAA
Fulvia fulva is the source of this 348-nucleotide messenger RNA. RefSeq lists its product as uncharacterized. The coding region runs from base 1 to 348 and encodes 115 amino acids. The record is from RefSeq and is a predicted model, not a curated record. NCBI's taxonomy places the organism in Eukaryota, Fungi, Ascomycota, Dothideomycetes, Mycosphaerellales, Mycosphaerellaceae. The transcript has a single exon.